Messenger RNA from Ictalurus furcatus (blue catfish), 2771 nucleotides. Its product is annotated as spermine oxidase-like. The transcript is spliced from 4 exons. Gene Ontology annotation, molecular function: polyamine oxidase activity. The record is from RefSeq and is a predicted model, not a curated record. Lineage: Eukaryota; Metazoa; Chordata; Actinopteri; Siluriformes; Ictaluridae. Bases 272 to 1729 code for a protein of 485 amino acids.
UUCUUGAAAACAAUUUGCGCCCCCCCCCCUCCGAUCUCUCCGUCCCCCUGGUGAACCACUGCACUAGAUGACUCAUGUUGACUCUAGCCUUAAGGUGUGGACUCUUAUCACGUGACCUUGCUGCCCCAUAGUAUUUAGCAAAGGUGAGUUUCUCUUCUUGUUAAACAGGUUUUAACUCAGCGCAAGAGCACAAAGUCAGUUAACACGCUGCGAGACCAGAACACCUUUACUGCUGAAUAAAACAACUGGAUGCAAGAGUGCAUUCUCAGUCAUGUCCAGAGAUGCCAAGAUCGUGGUGGUGGGUGCAGGAUUUGCAGGUUUGGCUGCAGCAGCCUCUUUGGUCCAGGCUGGAUUUCAGAAUGUCAAGAUCCUUGAGGCUAAAGAGCGAGUAGGAGGAAGAGUUUGCACUACUAAACCAUUUACAGAGAACAUUAUUGAACUUGGUGCUAACUGGAUCCAUGGACAGAAUGGGAAUCCCCUCUACAAGUUAGCAAAAAAACAUAAACUGCUAGCUGAAGAAGCUUUGAUGGAUGACUCGGAGAGUUCUCGAGACUACUUUUUUAAGGAGGGUGGAGCACCCUUGCCAGAUGAACUUGCUGAUGAGGUCACCUCUCGAUUUGACAAACUCAUCUCCAAGGCAUUUGAUGAAAAAUUGCCACAAAAGUACAGAGCCCUUACUUUGGGAGAUUACCUUGAUGCGUCCUUUGCUGAAUCUGCUUUAGCAUCUUCAGAAGAUGGAUCAAGAAUUUUUGAAUGGUGCAAGAGAAAUGAAUGCACAGACGAAGCUACAUCUUCUCUAUAUGAAGUGUCUGCAUCUCAGGCUAGUGAAUAUAUUACACCUGAUGGGGAGUUCCAUAAUACCCUGGGUCCUGGGGGUUAUCAAGCAAUUUUAGAUCUUAUUCUGAAAGGUCUACCUUCAGGAACUAUUCUGAGCAAUACAGCAGUGAAGAGCAUCGAGUGGGACUCCCAGGGGAACAAAGGCAAAGAAGAGAAGCAUCCUGUAAGAGUGAUCUGUGAAAAUGAUCAGAUCAUUCAAGCUGACCAUGUGAUUGUGACUGUAUCUCUGGGGGUUUUAAAACAACAAGCAAGAACCAUGUUUGAACCUGACCUACCAAAAUCAAAGCUGGAUGCUAUUGAGAGACUCGGCUUUGGUACAGUGGACAAGAUCUUCCUGUGUUUCAGUGAGCGAUUUUGGCCAGAAGACUGUGAAGGAAUCCAACUUGUUUGGGACGAGGGACCUGAAGAUAAGGCAGUCUAUAGCAGUCAAGACGAAGAAGAUGACUGGGAAGAGACAUGGUUUAAAAAGAUUUCAGGCUUUGACGCUGUGGCCCGUCACCCUACAGUGCUCUGCGGCUGGAUCACAGGCAGAGAGGCUCUUCAUAUGGAGACCCUGCAGGACAGUGAGGUUGGAGAUAUCUGUGUAAGAUUACUCAGGUCUUUCACUGACUGGCCUGUUCCUGAUGUGUCGAAAGUUCUGGUCACUAAGUGGGGUCAUGAUUCUAAUGUCUAUGGCUCCUAUACAUAUAUUCCCAAGGAGGUGAAUGGCGUGAGAGAACAAAAAGCACUAGCAACACCUCUUCCUCCUCAGGGGAAAGCUUCACACAGUAAGCCUCUACAGGUGCUGUUUGCAGGUGAAGCCACUCAUGAGAACUUCUACACCACCACCCAUGGAGCCUAUCUGUCAGGGGUCAGAGAAGCACAGAGACUCAUUGACCACUACUCUCAUUAAGCCAUUAAGGUGUCUGUCCAUUGAGAACAUGAUGUGUGUACUGCUUUUUGCUUUUUUUUUAAUGUUGAUCCAUGAAAGUUUUAUGACUAAUAAUUUGAGAGAAUAAUUGUAGAAAUGUAUUCUUAAGAAGAAUAAUUGUUGGUGCUGUGUAUAGUUUGUAACAAUUGAAAAUGUUGUAAUGAAAAUGCAGAUGAUCCAUUGGUUGUGCUUAGUUUUCAAAAAUGCAGUGAAAAGAUAUAAGAAAGAUCUUGGCCCAAAACAGGAAGCGUUCUAAAGGAAGUAUUGUGGUGUAUAAACUGACAGUUAAUAGAAAGCCAAAAUGAAACUGUAUUUCACCAGAUGGCGAUGUUGUGCAAUUCACCCUUACUUGUGAUGACGCAGUAUGAAAGUGAAGUUUCUAGUUGGUUAACAGCAUGUAAGGUUCAUAGUAUGUAAGACCCUAAAAUCACACAACCAAUUUUCAUUAAAAAUAUAAAAUAAACAAGGCCUCAGCCAAUAAGAUUGGAAAUCAAAUAAAACAACAAUCCAGUUAGUUGAACACUUAGUUACAGUGUAAGAGGUUUGGAAAUAAAUGUCAGGGUGGUAGAUUUUCAAGAACUGGGCUGAUGACUUAUGGAAAAAAAAGAUUAACAGUGUACCUAUAAUCAGUGCAUUGAAGGGUGAGGUUACGAGUUACAGCAGUGUGCUGUUCACUAAGUUCUCUUUUCUAACAGUUAAUCUCAUGAAAUGUUAGAUGAUUUAUUAGUGAAUAUUAUCAAGUGCUUUAAAGUAAAUUCCUAGAGUACAGUGCUAUAACAUUACUAUACAGUCAUUAUAUCGGGUACUUUUUUUUUAAAACGUAACUUUUCCUCCAAUGUUCUUUCAGACUGUCCUUAUUAAACCUGCAAUAAAAUAAUCAUUAUAAAAUAUAACAGCAAGACUCUGUUGACAUCAGACAUAUUUUCCUGGCUUGAUUGCUUUUCUUUUGCAUACUAUAACAAGGACAUGGUACUCAUGUUUAUGACUUUAGCAUAUGUUUGCAUGUCUUAUUUAAUUUACAAGU